AUGCAAUGCAGUAUCACGAUCGCCACCGUCGAGAAGAAACUUGCCACCAAGAUCAAAAAUAUGAAAGGCAAUAAAAGUGAAAAUUUCGGAGUCGUGAUGCGUAUCGUAUCGAUAUUUUUAGUACGCAAAUCAACUGUUACUUUUCCAGGUCUUACAAAUUUAGAUUCUUUGGUUCUUGCUCAUAAUAAAAUCCAAAAAGUACCAGCUCGGGCUUUUGCUCGUAUGACUCAGCUAAAUUCACUUGAAUUGGAAGGAAAUAUGAUAAAUUUCAUUGAUUCAGAUGCAUUUAUUGGAUUAGAAGAAAAUCUGCAAUACUUAAAAUUAGGAGAUAACGAUUUACAUCAAAUCCCAAGCGAUGCUUUGCGACGACUACAUCGCUUAAGGCAUCUUGAUUUGAGAGCAAAUAAUAUAUCUGUCGUAUCUGAAGACGCCUUCACAGGAUAUGGUGAUUCAAUAACUUUCUUGAAUCUCCAAAAAAACACAAUAAAAUUCAUUCCAUCAUCGACUUUUGAAAAUUUAAACUCUCUGGAAAUCUUGAAUCUCCAAAAUAAUAAAUUAUCAAUCCUUUCAGAAGACUUGGUUGAUAGUACAGUUGAUACAUUGAAAGUAAUUGAUAUAACAGAUAACCCACUCGUUUGUGACUGUAAAUUGUAUUGGUUCGUAGCAUGGCUACAAAAUCUCCAAGAAAGUAAUGAGAAAGAAGACUUAAUGUCAAAAAAAAAAACGAUUUGCACUAUGAAAUCAGAACAUAGAGAAUAUCAUUUGCAGAAUAUGCCAGUUUAUGAGAUGGGUUGCUCCCCUUCAGAAAAGUACAAAAAACUUUCAUCGAGUUCAACAACUUACAAAACUAGCACAUUUGUAUUGAUUUCAUUUUUAAUAGCAAUCUAAAUAAUUAAAUAUAGGGGCUAUCAACUUAA
This is a messenger RNA of Trichogramma pretiosum, 917 nucleotides long. Its product is annotated as leucine-rich repeat-containing G-protein coupled receptor 4-like. The transcript has 5 exons. Bases 1 to 888 code for a protein of 295 amino acids. Lineage: Eukaryota; Metazoa; Arthropoda; Insecta; Hymenoptera; Trichogrammatidae. The record is from RefSeq and is a predicted model, not a curated record.